CCCUUCUCUUUACAGACGGUCUGACCUCCUUGUCUUCAUGGCUGAUAAAAGUCGAUCUGUGACAAGGAGGAAGGAGAAGAAAGAGAGGGAGUCAGCUGAAGCAAUGAAAGAGGUGAAAAAUGAAGGAGAGAAGAGUAAAAGGGAGAAGGACAGAGGAGAGAAGGAUAAAGGAGAGGUGUCUUCUGAAGCCGAAGCCAGUAAUGGACAGAAUGGAGAACCUCAGGUGGAACCAAUGGACCUUCCUCCAUUUGAGAUCAUCGCUGGGUGAGUUUAAGUUGAACCUCCAUCUUUUAAUCAUUAAAGGGUUAAAAAAAAAUUAUAAAACCUGCAGUUAUCAAAAAUAAAAAGAAAUCUUAAAAAGAAUAUGUUCAUUAUUAAAAGCUUUAUUCAGUGGAAGACAAAACAGUCAAAUGUUAAUAUCAAUAAUAUAAGCAUUCGAACAAAUCCAUCACAUAUUUACUCAGAUAUGGAGAUAACAGCUUCAAACUUUGUGGAUCUAAGGAGGUGUAGAGCAGAAAAGAUUUUUAAUAAAAAACUGGUUAGGUGUUGAGACGUGGAGCCUAGUAACAGGGCGGAUAAUAGCAUAUUACAGGAGAAUUGUUCACUUGCGGAUAAAAGCACAGAUGAAUGAAAAUUCAAGAUGGCGGCCAUUUUUCAAGAUGGCCACCGUUGAAACUACAAUAAUAUUGCAUUUUGCAAUAAAAUCCCAUAGACAUGUCCUAUUUGGAUGAUCUUGGUGUCAAAUCAUACAUUUUCCACUAUGCAGAAUCCAAAUUUGGACCCAUGGACUUACUUACUGGCUUCCUUGUACCAUAUUUCAGUCCCAGAAUCCUGAUAUUCUGGUAUUUAUGAGGUUUACAUUAUGUCCGACUUGGGUAAAAUGGUUGGUAACAUACAGUAUAUCUUAGUGUUGUUAGAGGUUUAGUGUGUGUGUGUGUGUGUGUGUGUGUGUGUGUGUGUGUGUGUGUGUGUGUGUGUGUGUGUGUGUGUGCGUGUGUGUGUGUGAGAGAGAGAGAGAGACUGAAAAAAAUGUGUCUGAGUGUAAAAAAAAUCCAAAAGAGAAAAACGCUUGACCUGCCUGCAUUACAUCUCACUUAAUUACUAGGCAACACUUCUCACUCGCACAUACACUUUCUUACAACAUUACUAUUAAUCUGGCUGGGGUGGCACCAUGCAGUCAUGAAGAAGCUGACACCCAGAUCUUUGUGCAUGCCAGGCAUGCCACAGAAGCAGGCAGCAAGGUCAUCAUGGUCAAAGCCAACGACACAGAUGUUGUUGUCAUCACAGUGAGUGUUCUGCAGGCACUUCAGAACCUCGGUCUGCAGCAGUUGUGGGUUGCCUUUGGCCAAAGACAGAACCUGAAGUGGAUUCCUGUUCAUGACCUGUGUGGCACUCUUGCAGAAAAGAGCAAAGGGAUGCUCUUAUUCCAUGCAUUCACUGGUUGCGAUGUUGUUUCAGCAUUCCGUGGCAAAGGGAAGAAGUCUGCUCGGCAAACCUGGAAUGUUUGUGAUGAGACUUCCAGUGUCUUCAGCAAACUCAGCCAUUACCCACCUGUAUUGGAUGAUGAAGACCUGAAAACCCGAGAGAAGUUUGUGGUCAUGUUGUACGACAGAUCCAGCACAGCUGAAGGUGUCGACGAUGCAAGGUUGGACAUGUUUGCUCGGAAGCAGAGGCCGUACGAAGCCACUCCUCCAACUCGAUCAGCACUUAAGCAAUAUGUCAUGCGUGCAUCCUACCAAGUGGGCUGCAUCUGGAGUCAGUCAAUAGUAUGUCAACCAGAAACACAUAGUCCUGCCGACUGGGGCUGGAACAAGAAAGGAGAUCUGUGGCAGAUUGUUUGGACAGAGCUCCCACCCAUUGCAGAGAGUUGCCAGCAGCUGGCCAAGUGUGAAUGCAAGUUGGAAUGCUGCGGUCGAUGCAAAUGCUACUGCUUUGGUCUGACCUGCACAGCACUGUGCAGCUGCAGGUGUGAGGUUUAGAAAUGCUGUAGUAAAAGCCUACUCAUCCAAACAGCCUACAUGUAAAAAAAAAAAAACCUGCCUCGGUGGGAUCACCACCUUAUGGUGGUGGGGCACUUUGUGUGUCUCCAUGACCCCUAGAGCUAUGCCGGUUGGAGUAUUGUACUCCUGGCAGGGUCACCCACGCCAAACAGCUCAAAGGAUAGAGACCAGACAAAGAGUGAUCCCAUGGUGCUACCAUGCAUUUUCGGUGAAAUUCUAAUUGAUCAGAAUAUUAGGAUUCUGGGACUGAUAUGUGCAGUGAGGACACACCCUUGCCCACGCCUUUGCCCUCCUUGCAACCCCCCCCCCCCCCCCCCCCACACACACACACACACACACACUAGACCUCUAACAACACUAAGAUAUAGGCUACCAACCAUUUUACUCGAGUCUCACAUGAUGUAGACCUAAUUGGGAUCAGAAUAUUAGGAUUCCAGGACUGAAAUAUGGUACAAGGAAGCCAGUAAGUAAGUCCAUGGGUCCAAAUUUGGAUUCUGCAUAGUGGAACAUGUAUGAUUUGACACCAAGUUCAUCCAAAUAGGACAAGUCUAUGGGAUAAUAUUGCAAAAUGCAAUAUUACUGUAUUUUCAAUGGUGGCCAUCUUGAAAAAUGGCCGCCAUCUUGAAUUUUCAUUUGGCCAGACGGAAAUAUCAAAAGCCAAACUUCUAAGGAGUAUGUGUGCCAAUUUUGCUGCUUUUAUCCGCAAGUGAAGAUUAUUACAGUUAUCUGCUCAGCUAGAGGGAAAAGCAGAACAGAAGCUCAAAAAUGUGAAGUGUUUCGAAGUAGAGCUGUUAAAAUAUAGAGCUGUUUAACUGUAGAGUUGUUUAUAUGUGGAGCUGUAAAAUAUAGAUUUGCAUCUAAGUAGAGCUGUUAACAUGUAAAGGUGUUAAAAUGUAUUCUUCUAGGAUUUGGGUUGACUGUCGUUUGAGCAGGAAAGUGAGAAGUGAGUUUAAUCAGGUACCUGGUGGUAUUACAUUUUUUUUAUGUUUAAAACUCUUAGGUGCACUUUAAUUUUUUACCUUUUUGUUUUAUGCUUCGUCAGUCUUCUACGCCGACAUACAUUUAGUUGGUAAUUUGACAUGUAUUUGGGUAUUUAGGUUAAGAGUUAAGGUUUAGAGAACAGUGGUGUCUUCUUAUUGGGUUUAGUAUUAAACCCCCUGCCCCUUUUGUUAGGUUGUGCCACACGGAAACUAAAAAUCAGAUUUCGUGUUAUAUAUAUUUCUUUACAAUAUCUCAGCUCAAACCCUAAUAUGCUGACAGUUUAAUUCUUUUCUUCACAGGGACAGGAUCGAUCCCUUUGUCUUUAAGUUCCAGUUCAAGAAUGUGGAAUACUCAUCAGGUCGCAAUAAGACGUUCUUGUGUUACCUGGUGGACAGAGGAAACACACCUGAUGGGCUGCUAAGAGGAUAUCUGGAGGAUGAACACACUGGACCUCAUGUGGAGGAGGCUUUCUUCACCCAAUGUCUUCCACACUAUGACCCUGCCGUCAAAUACACUGUAACCUGGUACUGAGCUCCAUCACUGCCUGACAAAUUUAGGACUUAAAGGGCAGAUAAUUAUUUUUUUACUAAAUAACAAAUAAAGUUAAAAUAUCAAUCUCAUUUCCGAAACGAGUGAAUUCAUCAGACUUUUCAAACACAGAUAUAUAACAUUUAUUGGCAUCUAAUUUUUUUAAUAAUUUAUAGCAAGAAAUCAAAAGGGGUGGGGCCUAUCAGAGCUGUCACUAAAAAAGAGGUGGGGCAAACCAGAUGACCAGAACGCAGCCUAAACAAAACCUCUGAUGUCUAACACAGAUCCCAUAAGUGAGAUUCUUCCAAUAGCUGCCAAACAUUUGAACAACUUUACACACCACUGCAGAGGAGUCUAACAAGUAGCUAACAAUCCACUAACAUCCACACAACUCUUAGUUAAUGUUCAUGAAACACUGUGCCAAGCCUGAGCUAACUCUGAGCUAAAAUCUACAUAACUCUGAGCUAACACUGAGCUAAUGUCCAUGCAACACUGAGCUAAGCCUGAGCUAACUCCAAGCUUACUCUCAGCUAACUCUGAGCUAACCCUGGCUAACUCUGAGCAAACCCUAAGCUAACUCUGAACUAUUCCUAACCUUAACUCUGAGCAAACCUUCCUGAGUCCCCAUUAUAAAUUAGUCUGACUGUCACUUAUUAAAAUAAAUAUUGAGGCUUUUUUUUCUGUCUCUGUUGGAUCAACGGGACAUCAUUUAUUGCAGGAUGGUGAAAAGUUCUUUUCAACCUUUGAACAAAUUGUAUCACUUCAUUCAAGGGAGACAGCUCCAGGACACAUCUCUGUCUCUGUACCAAAAAACUGUACUGGCCUAUUAAAAAACUAUCUGAUCUCUUCAAUGUGUCAUCUAUCACACACCCUCACAGUCAUGGCCUAAUUUGCAAGUUCCCAUCGUUCACACAAAGCUGCAAAAUUUUAGUUUCUGCUUCAAACAAUUACAAAUUAACUUGUAAAAGAUUUUAAGAUGUCUACACUUAAUCGGCUGACACAAUUCUCCGUUUUAAUUUAGUGUUUAAUCAAUUUUAGCUAUUUUUGCUUUUAAUAUUUGCACUGCUCCUACUGUUCUUAAUUUUUUUUUACAUUUUUAAAUUUCAUUUUUAACUCUUGCUCUCUUACCACUUAAUCUAUGAACAGCACUUUUUAUUUGUUUCUUUUUUUAAUGCUGCCCUCCAACCUCCAUUAAUAUUUGUAUCUGUUUUAUUGUCUGCACCAUUACAAACAAGGUCUACACCACACUGUGUUUUUCAAGGAUUUAUAAUAAAUAAAUUAAUGAAUAAUAACCUUUCAUAUAUAUAUUUAUACUCUUGUUCAUUUUUUUAUAUACCUUUUGUACCUUUAUUUGUACCCUUAUGUAAAUCUAGUACCAUGUUGCACCUGUUCAUUCUUUUUAGUAGUGACAGAUCUGAAUCAGACGAACCUUUGUCUCUCCAUGCUCAGGUACGUGUCUUCCAGUCCGUGUUCUGCGUGUGCAGCAAAAAUCGCCGAGGUAUUAAAGGUGAGGAAAAACAUCAAAAUGACUGUUUUUGCUGCUCGCCUGUUUGAGUGGGAGGAGUCUGAAAUUCAGGAUGGGCUGAAGAUGCUGCAAGCUGCUGGCUGUAAGCUGAGGGUGAUGAAACCUCUGGACUUCUCCUACACCUGGGACACGUUUGUGGAGCACGAGGACCAACCGCUGAACCUGUGGGAGGACUGCAAAGACAACUAUGAAUACUACCAUGAAAAACUGUCUGACAUCCUCCAGUGAGCUUGGUGAGGUCUUUAUUAUUAACCUUAUAACUUUAUGAACACAGUGAGAUCCAAACUAUAUUACAACAUUCAAGAGUGAUGAACAGAGACCACAGCUCAGAGUGAUCUGAUCUGUAUUGUUUACCAGUGUGUUGUUGGUUCUUGUUUCCAGUAUGCUGUCUGUACUGGUUUCCAGUAUGUAGUCUGUAAUGGUUUCCUGUAUUGGACUGAGUCAGGCUUCCAGUUUCUUUUUUCUAGUCUGUAGUCUGUAGUCUGUAGUCUGUGCUGGUGUUAAAACGGUCAAAGGCCAGUGCUGCUCUUUGGUCUGACAUCAGGCAGCUGCUGAGAGAGUCUGCUGAGAUUCAUUAGUUAGGGUGACCAUACGUCCUCUUUUACCUGGACAUGUCCUCUUUUGGGGGGCUGUCCAGCCUGUCCGAGGGGAGUUUAUAAAAUCCUUCAAUUGGGACUGUGUGUCUGUUUGUUGUAACUAUUUAUUGCUGCCAUUCUUGGUCAGGUCUCCCUUGCAAAUGAGAUCCUCAGAUCUCAAAGGGACAAACCUGGUUAAAUAAAGGUUAAAUAAAAUGUCUGGGAUUUUGUUCUUCCAUAGCUUUGAGUUUGUGUAGCACGUACUUCUUCUUCACAUCACAGACAAUUGUAUUUACUAUCUAUUUCAAUGGUUAUUUAGGAACACACUCUUAGACGCCAAACCCCGGAAUGUAUAUCAUUCAUUAUAAAACAGUGCAGCGCAGUUGCCUCUGCUGCUCUGCUCCUCAGCUCAGUUAUGUGUUUGUUAUGUCAUAAUAAUGCAUCUCUGCCCUCCAUACUCCAGACUCCAGCCAAUGAAAACACAACGUGUAGGGGGACGACGACGAGGUGUAAAACAGCUCGUUACAACAUGCAUUGUACGUUUAAUUAAGUCAUAAAUUUUCCCCCAAUAAGAAGGAUCUGAUGGAAAAGACUGCUGAGCCAGAUGCAAUCAAAAGCUUUCCUGAGAUCAACUGAGCAAGUCCCUUGUUCUUUCGGUGAACAUGAUUUUGGACCUCUGUAUGGACAGGAAAUGUGUAGUCUGAUGUUCUGGGCGUGAGCCGGUUUGGGAGUAACUGAGUAUUGAGCCUUCAGCCAGGUAGGACUGUACUCUUGAACUCAGCAUACUCCAAGCUAGUUUUCCUACAGUGGAACAGACUCCCCUAAUGUUAUCACAUUCAGAUGAUCUCCAUUUUUAAACCAGGAGUCAUCCGAUCCUUUUUCCAAGCUUCAGGAUAAACUCCACUUUUUCAUACUAAAUUAAAUCAUUUUAGUAUGACAGUUUACUGCUGCCAUAUUUUGACGUUCCGGUCCUAAUGCCAUCGCGUCACAAGCCUUAACACUUUUAAAAACAGUUUUUCUUGAAGCUCUUCAAUUGUAAUGGGACCAUUUAAAGAAUUUUGGACGUGUAGUUUUCUGUCUUUUUAGCUGGAAGCUAUCUUUGUUGAGAUAGUCUACCUCACAUGCAGUAGUUUUGAUCAGCUGGAGUUCAGGGACAGUUAAUGUUAGCUUGUUAGCUAACCGUCUCUGCAGUUGUAUCUCAGUCUUCUUGUUUUUCUUCAUCUUUUUUUGACAUAAAUUUCCUUUUUUUAACUUUCAAAGAGAUACUGGGGUCACAGUCUUCUUUUUCAGUGGAUAUCCUGGCCACUUUAUCAUAAAAACACUUCAAGCCAACAAACAUAACUUCAAAGUGCAUCUCGAGGUCUGUAUUUUAGCUGCCAUGAGGUGAAGGUCCACCACCUGUGCCUCUGGCCUGGGUGAUCUGGUGGAGUUGGGCUUUGUGUUCAGUGGGGGUUAGGAAGAAGAGGAGAGGUUCAGGGUUUGAGUUGUAGGUAAAGGCUGUUCUUCAGUGGUGUGUAGGGGGGCACCAUUCAGCAGUAGAGGAGAGGAGGUUUGUGGACAGGAGCAUGUGCACAGCUGGGUUGGGAUUUAUGGCCGCUCUUCUAGAGUGUCUCCUUCACCCCUUGUAGCUCUCUACUGAAGCUUAAGUACCUGAUUACUGCAUCUUCCUUUGUUUUCAGAGCCUGGGCUGGUAGGGUGGCAUUCUCCUCCUCUAGCUACAGUUUGAUUAAGUGGUCUGAGUCUCCUCUGUGUCUAAAGUCUAAUCGGACUCUCUGUCUGUCUGUCUCUCAGGACUCCAGAUUGAUGCUGUGGUCGUUGUAUCGCCAGUAUUUUCUCUUUAGAUCUUUACUUAACCCCGGAGGACAUGUGUGGAUGGAUUAGUCUUCAUCACCAUCAUCACCAUCAUCAUCAUCUCUGUCGUCAUCACUGUCAUCAUCACUGUUGUUGUCACCAUUGUUAUUUUUUUUCAGGUUCAAUUAAAGUCAAAAAUCAUACCAAUCAAUAAACCAUUAACAUAGUAAAGUCAGUAUAAUCAUUACCUUAAUAGUAUUAAUAGUCAGUCUGGUUUAUGGUGAUGAUAGAUUUUAAAAUCUUUCCUCUUUUAUUUAAUAAAUUUGAUCUGAACUUCCAUUGGACUCAAAGUUCAGCUUCACAUUGUGCUUGAUGCUUCUUGCCUCUAUUUUUAGUUUGUUUAUAGAUUUUUGUUUGCAAAAAUUUGAAGGCACAAAGCUUUUCAUUGUUCAGAGAGUAAUGACUUUUAAUUUAACUUCACACAAAUCUUUGAUUUGUUAUUUCCGGGCACUGAUUAUAGACCAGAUAGUAAACUGUUCUUUUAGGUUUUGUCAGUUCCGUAAGUCAGUGUAUGUUAGACAGCUACUUAUGAUGAAGGUGUUUUUAAUUUGAGUUUAUUGUGCUUUAUUUUCAAAUGUUGUGUAGUUGCAAAGAUCAGACAGUGAAAUGCUGUAGCUCAAAGUGAGUGGUAUUAAAAAAAUAAACGC
Xyrichtys novacula (pearly razorfish) is the source of this 8107-nucleotide messenger RNA. NCBI's taxonomy places the organism in Eukaryota, Metazoa, Chordata, Actinopteri, Labriformes, Labridae. The record is from the annotation of a GenBank genome assembly.